Molecule: messenger RNA, 5229 nt
Organism: Perkinsus marinus ATCC 50983
Lineage: Eukaryota; Perkinsozoa; Perkinsida; Perkinsidae
Product: tRNA pseudouridine synthase D, putative
Exons: 47
Coding region: 22-5229 (1735 amino acids)
Biological process (GO): pseudouridine synthesis
Molecular function (GO): protein binding; RNA binding; pseudouridine synthase activity
Source: RefSeq, a predicted model, not a curated record
AGUCUGGUUUCGUAAGCCGCCAUGCUCGACACGGUCGGAUUUCCAUCUUACUCCAUGGUCAUCGCAUCAGGACUGCGAACCUCUCAAGUGGUGCAGCGUCUAGGACUCUGCAGCAAAGUGGUUGCUCUGUCUACCAUGGAGGGCGAGCGUGUACCUGAGGCGCGGGGUCCUCAGUUCGCGAAGUUUCUCCAUCAAGUUGGAGUGGAAGAGUUCAUCGAUCCCCUUCACAUUGGUGGGGUCAUGAAGGCUCGGUUCGUGGAUUGGGUGGUUAGAGAGGUCGACAUGGACGGUAGGGUCGCGAAGAUGUCGGACGAAACGGCGCCGGAGUGGUGGAGUAAACUGGAGUGCUACCAUGAGCAACAGACCAAUGCAGCGAGGCCUCCACAAGCUGAUACCUAUCCUGUUGGGAAUAGCGGUGUUGAUCAUACGGAUCAGUAUCGACAGGCCUACGAGGAGGGGUAUUGGCUCGGCGAUAGGGCCGCAAAUUUCAUCGAAGAAUUUUGCGGAGCUGAAGCUUUGGGAAAGAUAGUGAAAUUCAUGAAAGCAACGCGGGAGGAAGUGGGAGAGCGUGAUGAUGGGGACUAUCGGCGGCGACUAUUCGAAUGGAAAUCCAAUGGGCCGGCGGACAUUGCUGUUGUGUAUAAAAUACGCGGUGCGAUAUCAGGCAUGUUGAAAGAGUCUCUCGCUGUGGUGCCGUUCAAGCUGCUCUCUGAUAGAGUCAUCUACUAUGCCGCUGUGAACGUCAGGAGGAAUGAGUUCCUCUUGAGCUGCAUGGAUCGGUCAGACGCUGCUCGAGUGCUUUGUUUCUUUGGUGCUGGAUACUCCUCGGAGACCCUAUUGGUCCCUGUGAAGAACGCACAAGGCAAAAGAGGGCAGCUUGUAGCGAAAACAUUGCCAUUACAUUUUCCGGAUAUACGGGUUAGCGUCUAUGAAGAAGAGACAGAGUCAAAUGGUGCAGUGGUGGAAUUGAGCUGGUCGAGGAAGUACUCGCCUGUUGGCCUAUACAAGGGAAGCCGCUGGAGGUUCACUCUGAUGAAGGCUGGUUGGGACACCACUGCGAUACAGCGAGCUAUCGAGCGGGAACUUGAUCUUCCGAAGGAUAGCAUGCACUUUGCUGGGGUGAAAGACAAGUUUGGUGUUACGUACCAUUUCGAGAGAACCGAGGUUAAUGGAGGGACGACGGAGUUACGGCAUGGGAUGCUCUCUGGUAACUGCUUUCGACUCCGAAUUCGGGAUGUUGAGGGAGGCGCUGAUGAGAAGGUCCGUGCAUCGAAACUGGCCGAUACGGGUUUCAUCAAUUACUAUGGUUUGCAGCGGUUCGGCAUCAACCCCCAUCACGAUGAAUCAAGGCAUAACAAUGUUGAUAUCGGGGCCGCACUGGUUUCGGGUGAUUACGAGAAAGCAGCGAAACUCAUACUCACCCCUGCUGGCUGCGAUAAAAGGAAAGUCGCCGACAUACUGCGGGAAUGGCAGGAAACAGGAGAGUCCUCUGUGGUCGCCGAGCGAUUACGGAAGGUGCGCUCCCGGGAUCGAGACGUGGAGAUGUGGUCGAGGAUGAUGAGCGCUAUAGUGGCAUCACCAACAGUUGACGGAUACAGAGGAGCUCUCAGGGCGGGCGUGCCUCGGGCCUUACUGCAAAUCCAUCUCCUGGCCUACCAGUCCUGUCUGUGGAACAGGAUGGCUUCUAGGAGGAUCCGAGAGAACGGUUUAGAGGUUGUUGAGAGUGAUGUGGUCUGGUGUAAAGAGAAGGGGGAUAUCACAAUGGUGGGCUCUGCGGUUGACAGGUUCAAGAUUAGUGAUGUCCUAGUCCCCACUUGGGGUAGCCAGUUGGAAGGCAAGGACAAGCUGUUGAGGUUGGGCGUCUGUACUCGUCAGCUGUACGCAGAGCUUCUGAGGGAAUCAGUGUCGCGUGGCGAGGCGUCGGAUGGGAUCCUCAAUGGAGACCUCGAUCUUGAUUUCUCGCGCAGCUUGGGCGUGCGAGCUCGACUGCCGAGUAUCCCUAGACGUCUCAUCGCGAAGCCAGGGAACCUAAAAUGCUGGGAAGAGAUGGCGGAUGGGAGACGGAAUUUGAUACUAGAAGUAUGCAGUCUCGGAAUUGACAGUUUUGAACUAGUGAAGCCACUUGGGUACGAUUAUGAGGGCGAUGGCCUUACUGCUGGAUUCCUCCAAGCUCGGUAUCUUCGGAUGAUGUCCAAAUCGGAGGUGGUCUCAUCAGAAGAGGAAGAGGUUAAUAAAACCACGGAAAGUAAUCGGCAAGGCUCAGGGGAGGAACUGUUGGGGAAACAACUUCCCAAGGAGUCAGUGUCUCCAGAGCUGGAUGAGGACUCGUUGCUUCUGGCUUUCGGACGUCAGGAGGCACACAAAGCGGUGGAGUGGUGCCAGAACAAUUGCCAUCGCAGUGAUAUUUUUGAAUGCCGAUUGGAGGAUGGGACAAGACUCAAGGAGGAAGGGAACGCAAUGGUGAAGAACAGGGAAUGGGAGGAAGCUAGUGAGAAAUACCUUGCGGCACUGUAUCAGGUAGACUUCUCCAUUGGCCAACAGUGGCAGCUCACCAAUGAGCAUCAGUAUUUGCUGGACAAUAUCAAACUGACGAUACUGAAUAACCUGUGCCUUGCUUAUCUCCAUCGCGAUGAUCCAGAGAAAGCUCGGAAGUCCGCUGAUCUAGCAUUGAAGAGUGCGGCUACUAUGGACCGGUUGGCGAAGGAGACAGACGGUUUGGAGCCAGUGCGGAAGGAGACGCUGGGGAAGGUUUACUACAGACGAGCUAAGGCCAGUUACUCACUGAGGGACUAUGAAAGAGCGUAUGAAGACGCUAAGGAGGCUCUAGAGAGCUGCCCAUCAGACACUGCAGUCAAGCGGCUGAUGACUGAAGCAUAUCGUAUGGUGAAGAAGGAGGAGGAAAGAACGAAUCGAAUGUGGAAGGCUAGUGCCAAGAAGAUGUUUGCCGACAACGACGCACCAAAGGUUACCCAGGUGCAGGCACAGGUAGUAUUGAGAAAAGUGAAGCGAAGCCCGAGCAACAGGGUUGGAUAUCCUGGCUAUUACGAUGCUCAAUGUGCCCUCGAAGAAAGCGAGCAUCAGUUCUUCAUGAACAGCUACUCCCAGGUUGUGGCUCGUAGCAAGUCUAGCAGAUUGUCGGACCAGAGCAGGGCCGGCAGACCAGAGUCACCGAAGGAUGCCCAGUUGGAAAUCGAGUACUAUCGGCUCAAGGUCGACGAGCUGCAACUGACGUUGGAGCUAGAGGAGCAGAACAGGACUCUAGGGGAGGCCAGGAGACGGAAGGCAUUGGAACGAGAAGAUGCGGACUUGACUGAGAGAGCCAUAGAAGGAUACCGCGCUACUGUUCAAUAUCUAUACGGCUUGCUCUUGAAGUCGCAGAGGGAAGUGAGCUCAUUGCAGAGGAAGUUGGAGGAAGAACGAGGACGGCGAGGGCUGGAGGAUUCGGCCGGUGUGACAUGCCGAGAGGCUGAGAAAGUUAUAGACAUGCUCACGCUGGAGCAGAAUCGAAAACAGGAUGAGCUUCAACGCCUUGAAGGGGAACUGAAGAAAGUCAGGGGUGCUCUGGUCGAGGCCGAGGAGGUUUGCGGUGAGAGACAGGCCACCAUAGAGGCGUAUGAGGAGCUAGUGGUAGAGAAAGAGCAGGAAAUUAAUCAACUGCUGGAGACGGUGAAGGAAGUUAUGGGACGGGCACAUGCAGCUGCUGAAUCGGCCAAGUUGUGGCGUAUUAGAGCGCUGGAGAUCGCCACAGAGACCGCCAAAAGCACUGCUGAGGCGGAUGGUGAACCGGGCCAUCGAGAGAGUCUUCUCAUGUCGUCAUCAGAGAUUGUUGCGGUGUCUCAUUGUACUGCAGUAGAGCGGCUGGCUAUGGAGACAGUAAUAGAGAAGAUGUGCUUGACUUCGGAGCAGAGGGCGGCUCUGACAAGCUUGAAGGCCCUGUCCUUGCUACGACGAGUCCUCCGUAGAGCUAAGGUCAUGAGUCUAUGUUUGGCCCGAUGGCUGUGUGGAAUGCCGCAGUCGCAGGGCUCCUAUCUCUGCUCGCUGCUGGCUAGGACGGCUGAUGCCUCUGCUGGAACUAUAAGGGAAUUGGCUGGGCAGGGCGUCGAGAGAUGUAUCAGUGUGGCCAGCACCAAGGGAGCCGCAGACUUGUUGCUCUCCGCAGAAGGGGAGCUGGAUGAUGUCGUGCACCAUAUGGCCGUGGGCACGGUGGCCUCACUGCCCUACGAUGAUCUUGUCGUGUCAGUACAGAACUUCCUCACCAAGCUGCAGUCUGCAUGCUCAGCUAUGUUCCCUGACUUCAACCCACUGGCUGUAGCGGGCGUCGCGGGAAGCGCGGUCCUGGCAGCUAGACUAGUUGCUGUCGCGGCAGCUGCUCACCUAGACAACCAUCACGAUGAGGAGGUUGAGAGACUACUCCGGCCGUGCGAGAUGAAGAUCCGGCAGGCUCUGAGCGCUGGUGGUGACACGAUGUCCUUCCGCCCAGCUGCUGUCGAGGCUCAUGAGGAGGGUCGUAUCAGAGCUCUAGAGAAGUCUGUCUUCGCAUCCUGGAGUGGAGAUAAGGUUGGCAGUACUGGACCUAAGGGCCUCGCCGAAGGGCUGGAAGAUGCAGCGGCGCUUAUCAGCCGGCUGCCUCCUGAAGGUGAAUUGCCAGAAGUGACAUCGAACGAAGCUGAGGGCUCGCUGGUGGCGGACAUUGUUGACUUGCUGCACAAAGAGUCGGGUCGCUACGGUGACCUCCAGCAGAAGCUCGAGGGAGUUCAGACAGAGGCUGGGUCCCUGCGGGAGGAACUAAAGGUGUCCAAAGGAAAUGCUGACAGUCUCCGAGCAUCUCUGGGGACUUUGGAGCAGAGGCUCAUCCAGACAUCCCAGAAAGACGAGGCAGCUAAGGCAAGGGAGUCCGAGUUAGAGCGGCUGCGGGCGGAGAUAGAGUACUACCGUCGUGUGGAGAGGCGGCAGCUAAGGGCACAGCUCGGCAGUUGCCAGAAGGAGCUGGACUCUGCUGGCGCUAAGGAGGCGUCGUUGAGGCGGAAAAUCAAACAGUUCGAAGAGGCCGAGAAAUUACGAGCUGAACGAGAGCGAGCAACGGGUGACUUUGGUGGGAGCAGACACCUGCUGGCACUGCAGAUGCGGAUGUUGAGUGAAGAGAACGCCCGUCUGCGAGCCCGUCUGGUAAGGGCGUAUAUGAAGCCGCUUCUGGCUGAAGUUGGUCCUCCUGGAAUAGUUCUGAAUUAA